Messenger RNA from Quercus robur (English oak), 1775 nucleotides. RefSeq names its product ubiquinone biosynthesis O-methyltransferase, mitochondrial-like. Bases 637 to 1203 code for a protein of 188 amino acids. Gene Ontology annotation, molecular function: 2-methoxy-6-polyprenyl-1,4-benzoquinol methyltransferase activity. Gene Ontology annotation, biological process: ubiquinone biosynthetic process. Lineage: Eukaryota; Viridiplantae; Streptophyta; Magnoliopsida; Fagales; Fagaceae. The transcript is spliced from 7 exons. The record is from RefSeq and is a predicted model, not a curated record.
UCACUAAUUAUCAAAAUUACUAAAAUGCCAUUAGACCAAAAAACUUUCACUUCUGCUCUUUCUUUCUCUCUCUCUGUUUGAUUUCCCUCUCUAACUUUCCCGAGAAAAUCCAACCUGCAUUGACUGAGUCGGACUUCGCGAACUCGCCGGAACGGCCGGUGGAGCCAGUGGCGUAGCCAUUGAAUCCCUGGUCUACCACGUUUCCGUUCGAUGCGUUGUUUUUCGAAUUUGUCGUUGUGACCAGUGGAGCCCCGGCUGUAUUGGCGGAACGAGUCCAUUGGCAAGUUCCGGUUGUUGGAGUAGGUAUUGAACGAGUCGGCUCCGCCGACCGAUCGGUGCCGUAGUUGGUGAAGUUCUGGUCCGCUUACCCAGCAAAGUUUGAGUCUUUGUCGUGCUUCUCGAGACUCGGCGCUAAUCGGGGAAGCAAAGGAGGUUCGCGGAGGAGCAGAAGGCCGAGAGGUGAGUCAGAGCGAGUUCUGGGCGGCGAGUUUGGAGAAACUCGCUGAGUCGACGGUGCUCAAUGGGGACGCCUUGGAUAACAAAAAACCCGGGUUGGACUUGAGUUUUCUUCCCCAAAACCAAAAUUCAUUCCUUGUUGUUUGUUUGUUUUGGUCGGUCAUCAAGCUUCAUUCAAACAUGGCUUCUAAGCUCGUAAGGCAUAGCCAUCUCAGAGCCCUAAGCUCCUCCAUCUCCAUCAACAAUCACAUUUGCUCUCCUCACUUCUCUAACCCUAACCGAGCUCCCCUCAGCUUCAGCUAUAAGCUCUUCUCCAAUGCCUCUUCUUCUUCCUCUACUGGAGGAUUCCAACGAGCUUCCUCUUUGAAAGACCUCGAGCUCGCUAAAUUCGCCUCCAUUGCCGAAACCUGGUGGGAUUCUGAGGGGCCAUUUAAGCCAUUGCAUGUGAUGAAUCCUACAAGACUUGCUUUCAUUCGCUCCACUCUUUGUCGACAUUUCGGGCUUAAAAUAGUUGAUGUUGGUUGUGGCGGUGGAAUUCUCUCAGAGCCAUUAGCUCGAAUGGGAGCUACUGUAACAGGAGUUGAUGCUGUGGAGAAAAAUAUCAAGAUUGCGCGCAUUCAUGCUGAUUUGGAUCCAGUGACUUCAACUAUUGAGUACUGUUGCACAACAGCUGAAAAGCUAGUAGAGGAAGACAGGAAGUUUGAUGCUGUGAUUGCUCUAGAAGAUUUCUGGGAUUCAAGAAAAUAAGAAUGCAAAUCUGAAAUUUUACCAUUGGAUGGAAAAGUUUCUGGAAAAAGACUCUUCAAAGACAUCUCCCCCCCCCCCCUCUCCUUGAUUGGUAAGUUACUCACACACCUAAUGGGUCUUGAUCCCAAGGCCUCAUCCACCAUCUCAUUAAUAUGGUAGGAAGAAGUGCCAGUUAAGCUAUAGCUCAUUGGCAACUCUUCAAAGACUAUAUAUGCUACAUUUUGAGAUACUCCAUGAUACUAACCUUAAUAGUUGAUAGUACUUGAUACAUAUAGCCUUUUAACAUUUGACCUUGAAGCUCAAUAAACGUCAAGCUUGUAACAUGAUUCAAUGCUCCUGCAUUAUCAAAUUGGAUCCCGUUUGGAAGUCCUCUGUAAAUACAGGACAGUUAAACAUAAAUUACGCAAGAUAAAUUUAGAUUUCCGCUAAAGAUAAUAUGAGUAUCCACCUAUGAAAUUGAAAUUGAAGGUAUAUUUGUGAUGAUUAAUGGAAAGGUUUAACAAAGGUACAAAUAUAAUAGUGUUCCCAAAACUUUGGGUUUUUCUUAGUACACUUUUCUUCAUGCUUCUCUA